UUGAGCAAAGUACCCUUAGGAGUGUUUUCAGAACUGUAACGAGAGACAUGUGGAUGGUAUCAGUCUUCUGGAGGUUUUAAUCUGCUCCUUAAGCUUACUAGCUCAGCUACGUGUUUUAACACUUUUAAAACUUUUUAAAGGAAAGACCCUUUGGUUUAAAAAUGAGUGAAAAUGAAAUGGAUGCAAAUUCUGAGUGGAGCACUGCAAACAUCCUGAAGCUCAUUGGUUCUAUUAGAAGCAACAUCCCAGACAGUGAGAAGACGAGAGGUUAUCGUAUCGCUCUCUCUGCUGUAGAUUGGGAUAAAGUAGCGUUUCCUCCCUAUUCUCCUGAGGAAUGCCAGAAUAAGUGGAAAAGUGUGAUGAUGAAGAUGCGCAAGUUUCGGAGCCUCACAGAGCUCGUUGCCGAAGCUGAAGAGGCCAUUUGUGAUCCUUUUAACCACAGAAAGAUCUACCCAGAGUUCCCCAAACCCCCUCCUCAUCCGAGAAUAGUCUAUUCGGGGAAACAGUUUUCUUUGAUAAAGCAGAAAAAACCUGAGUUGAGUUUUUCAAAGAUUGCAAAGAAAGCAUUCAAAAUGUAUGACAAACUCCCAGAUGAGCAGAAGGUUCAGAAUAAGAAGGAGCACGUCCUUGCACUCAAGAAAUACAGGAGAGAGAUGCAUAACUUUUGUAAAAAAAACAACCUACCUCCAGUUAGGACAACUUUGUGGAAAAAUAAAUCCUAUUUAAAUGAAGAAGAUGGUCUGCCUAAAAAACCACCAAUAAACGGUGUGAGUCUGUUUUUCAAGGAAUAUACUGAAGAGCAUAAGUCUUCAUCUAAAGCAAAUGCGUUCAAAGUUAUGAGCGAACUCUGGAAAAAAUUGAGUGAAACGGAGAAGGAGAAGUACAACACGCGCUGUAAAGAGAUGAAUAUUGAGUAUAAUAACAAGCUGAUGGAACAUCUGGAGAGGUUUGAUGCGAUGGAGAGCGAGCGGAUCAUCAAAAGAGGAAUCAAGUUACAGAAGUCUUUGAGGGCGUUGCCAGGCGAGCCCAAGAUGCCAAGCCAGUCUGUGUAUGUGUAUUUUGUCAAAGAUCAGAUGAAGAUUUUGAAGGAGACAAUUUCCAAUUACUCAGAUCGUAUGGUUAAAGUUAAGAAACUGUGGCAGAAGCUCCCUAUAAGGGAGAAGGAACGUUACAAAGGACAGAUUCAAGCAAACAUGGAAAAAUACUCAAAUGACCUGAAAAAGUGGUUCAAGACGCUGACCCCAGAACAGCAAGCUGAAUAUUUAGAACAAAACCCCAGAAAACGGAAAUUCCUUGAUGCCCAGAAAAAAAGGGUGUAUGACAGGGAGGAGCUACUUCAGUCUCAACCUUCAGACUCAGAGGAUGAAGUCAUGCGUGAUGUCAGCAUUGAAAAUGAAGAAGAUAUUUGGAGCUAUUGUGAGGAGGAGGAUGGCGAGAUGUUUGAGAUGUUAUGCUAACAGAGCUGAUCAACAACAAACACUGGAAUAGAGUUAAAAGGAAAGCUUAGGUUUUCAGACGCAUCACCAGCUAAAUUUCAUAGGAUAAAGAAAUGCAACUAGAAGGCUGAAUAAAGCCACACUAUUCUCUUUUCUGGGGUCGGGUGUUCGCUACAUGACACGUUUACUUGUGAAGACUUAC
This is a messenger RNA of Cyprinodon variegatus (sheepshead minnow), 1638 nucleotides long. RefSeq names its product putative upstream-binding factor 1-like protein 6. The transcript is spliced from 16 exons. The coding region runs from base 162 to 1457 and encodes 431 amino acids. The record is from RefSeq and is a predicted model, not a curated record. NCBI's taxonomy places the organism in Eukaryota, Metazoa, Chordata, Actinopteri, Cyprinodontiformes, Cyprinodontidae.